AUGUCUUCAUCACCAACACUCAACGUCCCCACUGCAACACCCAUUGCCAGUUCCCAAAACUCGCUGUUCAGCAAUGACACCACACUCAAUGAAGGGCCACAAUUGAUGCUACCGGCGCUUCAAGAGGAGAAGGCAGUAGACCCAGUACUCUCGCCGAGGAACUGGCCAAAUGGCAAGAAGAUAAAAAUUUCGGCCAUCAUGUCCGUCAUGACUUUCAUCGUCACAAUGAGUGCCUCAGUAGUUUCCCCUGCUAUCCCAAACAUGGAAGCCUACUUCAAGAUCACCAGGGUUGCUGCCAUUCUCUCCCUUAGUUUAUAUCUUCUCGGUAUCGCCUGCGGAACCAUCGUCUUUGCCCCUCUGAGUGAGGUUUACGGCCGCAACAGGAUCUACCGGCCAACCUGGUUCCUCUUCUUUAUCCUCCACAUCCCCAUCGCGCUCACAGAUAGCUUCGCGGCUCACGUCAUUGUCCGCUUCAUCUGCGGGUUCCUGGCGUCACCUGCAUUGACGGUUGCUGCUGGGUCCUUUACUGAUAUUUAUACCACUGAGGAAGUCGGAAUCCCUCUCGGGUUCUUCAUUCUUUCUGCCUUCCUUGGUCCUGUCGCUGGCCCCGUUACCGGUGGCUACCUAGCGCAGUACGCUCCCGGUGGUGUCCUCGAAUCAUGGCGCUGGAUCAUCUGGUUCAUGAUGAUCUUAGCGGGGAUACUCGGGCUUACUCUUUUCUGGUUGCCGGAAACCUUCUACCCUCUGAUCUUGGAGCGUGAGUCAAGGAAGGUCAACUUCAAGGACAUCAGCAUGGAGCCCGGCAUGGACGCUGGUAUCGAGAAGAAGCAGGCUGUCAAGGCCGUGGCUGGGUGGGGGGAGGUUUUCGGAAGUAUGGGCAGGCCGAUCAUGUUGCUGAUCAAGGAUCCGAUUGUACUUUUGAUGAGCAUGUACCUGAGUUUGAUCUAUGGUAUCUUGUUCCUGUACUUUGGUGCCUACCCAUACGUCUUCUCAGGCCGUUACGGAUGGAAGCAGGGUCCUGCCGGUCUCACCUUCCUUGGCAUCGGGCUCGGCGUCCUCCUCUCGCUGCCCACGGCCGCACUUGGCAACAAGCACUUCUACCUCAAGAAGCGCCACGCACGUGAGGCCAUGGGAAUCAUGGGUGCAUACCCUGAGGGAAGACUCCCGCUGGCAAUUGUAGCGAGUGUUGUGGCACCCAUCAGUGCUUUUUGGUUUGCGUGGACUGGAUUCAAGGAUGUGCACUGGAUGUGGCCAGUUGCUUCGGGAGUGCCGUUUGGAUGGAGCAUGGUCACCAUGUUUGUGUGUGUUCUCGGCUAUCUGGGAGAGGCGUAUUUUGAUAUGUCGGCCUCUUGCAUGGCUUCUGCCACUCUCCUCAGGUGUCUGUUUGCAUUCGGCUUCCCGCUGUUUAUGCCAAAGAUGUACGGCAACCUUGGUGCCGAAUGGGCCGGUACUAUACUAGCCUGUCUCCUUGUUGCCUUCGCACCAAUCCCACUCCUCUUCUACAAAUUCGGUCCCCGAAUCCGUGCCAGAAGUAGAUACGCCACCUCCUCCGGCACAGAGAUCCAGCCAAAGUCCUCCGCCUUCAACUCCGAGACCUACAUCCAGUCAGCGGAGGUUUCGCCAGCUUAA
Messenger RNA from Morchella sextelata, 1629 nucleotides. RefSeq lists its product as uncharacterized. NCBI's taxonomy places the organism in Eukaryota, Fungi, Ascomycota, Pezizomycetes, Pezizales, Morchellaceae. The transcript has 7 exons. Gene Ontology annotation, biological process: transmembrane transport. Bases 1 to 1629 code for a protein of 542 amino acids. Gene Ontology annotation, molecular function: transmembrane transporter activity. The record is from RefSeq and is a predicted model, not a curated record.